Messenger RNA from Cydia splendana, 2757 nucleotides. Its product is annotated as gastrula zinc finger protein XlCGF26.1-like. The coding region runs from base 179 to 2014 and encodes 611 amino acids. The transcript is spliced from 3 exons. Gene Ontology annotation, biological process: regulation of DNA-templated transcription. NCBI's taxonomy places the organism in Eukaryota, Metazoa, Arthropoda, Insecta, Lepidoptera, Tortricidae. Gene Ontology annotation, molecular function: RNA polymerase II cis-regulatory region sequence-specific DNA binding; DNA-binding transcription factor activity, RNA polymerase II-specific. The record is from RefSeq and is a predicted model, not a curated record.
UUAAACAUACUAGAUUUAUGGCUUUAAAUUAAAUGAAAUAGUUGUACCGGCGCGAGUUGUUUCCGAUACGUAUUAUGUAGUUUUGCCCCGUAAUGGAAUAUACUUCCGCUUUCGUUGACUGUUCGAUGCUGUAAAGAGAAAGGUUCUCACUGUUACCAGCUUGUGAGCACACAACAACAUGUCACUAGAGACAGUGUGGGUGAAGAUGGAGCCUGGAGAGGUGUGUGUGAAGACGGAGCCUGGAGAGGUGUGUGUGAAGACGGAGCCCGGAGAGCUGUGUCUGAAGACGGAGCGGGAGUGUGAGGACAGCGCCUGGCAAGGACUGAGCACGGCGGCCGCGCAGGCCGGACUGUAUACCGACCAUGAGGUCAAGGACGAGCUCGUGCUGGGCCCCGAGGAGUGGCACCGCCCUAAAGUGCGCCCUAUACAAGUGUGUUCGGCCAGCAGCGCCGCCCGCGCCAGGGAACAGCUCGCGAUGGCUUGUUCCGUGGUGCUCGAGCGCCUGCGCGGCGACGCGACUGUUCACAGUGGAGGCAAACCAUAUGCCUGCGGACACUGUGGCAAGCAUUUCGGAAACAAAUAUAUUUUAAGGAAUCACAUACAAAACACACACUUGUCGACCGAACAAAAACUAUUUGCUUGUGAUUUUUGUAGUUCUACGUUUCGCACUGAAUUGCUUGUAACGGAACACGAGAAAAGCGAACACGGUGUUACAAAUUUGAUGUGUGCUGAAUGUGAGUAUACAACAAGUUCUAAGAAAAGUUUGGAGACUCAUUUAAAGAGUCACUCUUUGGAUAAUAAUUUUAAUUCAAAUCACUGUAGUUACACACGUUCGUGUAUAAGUAAUUUAAAUAAACAGCAAACAAAACACAUUGCUGGAAAACUUUUAAAGUGUAGCGACUAUGAUUUUAAAUGCAGUGUUGAACCAAACCUGCGACGUCACCAGAAGACGCACAACCGGAGGCACCAGAGAAUACUCACUGGAAAACAGCCUUACAAAUGUAGUCAUUGCGACUUCAAGUGCAAUAAAAGUUCAGGCUUACGAAGACAUGAAAGGACACAUACUGGCGAGAAGCCUAUUCAGUGUAGCCACUGUGAUUACAAAUGCAAUCAGAAAUCAUACUUACAAAAACACCUGAUGAUACAUACUGGGGCGAAGCCAUUUCAGUGUAGUCACUGUGAUUACAAAUGCAGUCAGAAAUCAAACUUACAAAAUCACCUGAUGUUACAUACGGGGGCGAAGCCAUUUCAGUGUAGCCACUGUGAUUACAAAUGCAGUUAUAAGUCACACUUGCAACAACACCUGAUGAUACAUACUGGGGCGAAGCCAUUUCAAUGUAGCCGCUGCGAUUACAAGUGCAUUCAGAAAUCAACCUUACAAAGGCACCAAAGCAUACAUACUGGAGGGGAGAAGCCUUUUCAGUGUAGCCAAUGCGAUCACAAGUGCAGUGAUAGGUCAAGCUUACGCAGACAUGAACGGACACAUACUGGCGAGAAGCCUAUUCAGUGUAGCCACUGUGAUUACAAAUGCAAUCAGAAAUCAUACUUACAAAAACACCUGAUGAUACAUACUGGGGCGAAGCCAUUUCAGUGUAGCCACUGUGAUUACAAAUGCAGUCAGAAGUCAAACUUACAACAACACCUGACAAUACAUACUGGGGCAAAGCCAUUUCAGUGUAGCCACUGUGAUUACAAAUGCAGUCGAAAGUCACAGUUACAACAACACCUGAUGAAACAUACCGGGGCGAAGCCAUUUCAAUGUAGCCACUGUGAUUACAAAUGCAGUCUGAAGUCACGGUUGCAACAACACCUGAUGAUACAUACUGGGGCGAAGCCAUUUCAGUGUAGUCACUGUGAUUACAAAUGCCCUAAUAAAUCGGAUUUAAAAAAACACCAGAGGAUACACACUCGAGAAAAGCCUUUCAUAUGUAGUCAUUGUGAUUACAAAUUCAGCGAUAAAUCCAGCCUGCGACGUCACCAGAAGACGCAUGGGACGAAUCUUAAAAAGCAAUAAUAGCGACUACAAGUGCAGCCUGAAAAAUCACCUGCGGAGCCACCAGAUGAGACGCGGAAGAGAACCCUUAUUAUAGGGAUCGUUCGCGGCGGAGGGUAUGUCGCCUUUUGUCCUAAAUCGGAAAGUUAAACCUGACAUUGACACAUCGCAAUAAGCAGGGGGCUUCUGUGCUGCUCCUACAGUACAAACAUAAUGUACCUCUACAAAUCACUUAAUAUUAAAAUACAGUGGUGAAACUGGUGAAGUAUAUUAGUGUCAAUCCGCUAGUUUGUGCAGUGAGUGAGCGCUGGGGGCGAAGUGGUCAGGGCUGUAAUUGCGGAAAUCGAAGUUCGCAAAUUGCGGGCUUCUUUCUCUGUCCCUCUAAUUACGCCUUAAUUGAAGUAAAAGAGAAAAUUACCCGCAAUCUGCGGAGUUCGCUGUUCGCGGUAGGCCCUCAGCCAUGUGGCUUCCAAGCCGGAGGUCGUGGGCUCAAACUGCAGACACGAAGUACCACCGACUUUCUUGAGACUUAUGUACAGUCGCCAUCAGAUAUAUCGGAGCGGCCAACGUGCUCACAAAUAUCUGAACACGCCUCUAUUGUUGGGGUGUUAGAGUGUGUGUUCAGAUAUUUUUGAGCACCUAGACAGCUCCCAUACGGCGACUAUGCAUCACUUGAUACUUACCAGUUCCUUUGUAGUUUGCUUGCUGGAGGAAAAUAUCUCAAAUGAACCUGCAUAUUAAAGUUAUUGCGAGGGCUGUCAUGA